AUGCAGACACUCACCAAACUAAACCUCCGCGGCGCCAGAAUCGAUGCUGAAGCAGCACAACACAUUGCGGAUGCGUUGUGCACGAACACGACACUCACCACACUAAAUCUUGGCGAUAACGAAAUCGCUGAUGAAGGGGCGCAACACAUUGCGGAUGCGUUGCGAACGAACACGACACUCACCACACUAAACCUUGAUUGGAACAAAAUCGGUGCUGAAGGAGUACAACACAUUGCGCAUGCGUUGCGAACAAACAACACACUCACCACACUAAUCCUUAAUUGGAACACGAUCGAUGGUAAAGGAGCACAACACAUUGCGGAUGCGUUGUGCACGAAUACGACACUCACCACACUAAAUCUUGGCGGUAACAAAAUCGGUGCCGAAGGAGCACAAUACAUUACGGAUGCGUUGCGAACGAAUACGACACUCACCACACUAAACCUUAAUUGGAACAGGAUCGGUGUUGAAGGAGCACAACACAUUGCGGAUGCGUUGCGAACGAAUACGACACUCACCACACUAAACCUUAAUUGGAACACGAUCGGUGCUGCAGGAGCACAGCAAAUUGCGGAUGCGUUGCGAACGAAUACGACACUCACCACACUAAACCUCGAAUAUAACAGUAUCGGUGACGAAGGAGCACAACACAUCGGGGAUGCGUUGCAAACAAACACGACACUCAUCACACUAGAUCUUGGGGAUAACCAAAUCGGUCCUGAAGGAGCGCAACACAUUGCGGAUGCGUUGCGAACGAAUACGACACUCACCACACUAGAUCUCGGCGACAACGAAAUCGAUGCUGAAAGAGAACAACACAUUGCGGACGCGUUGCGUAGGAAUGCAGGAAAGACUGGUUCUUUGCUGGAACAAAAUUAG
Molecule: messenger RNA, 879 nt
Organism: Adineta ricciae
Lineage: Eukaryota; Metazoa; Rotifera; Eurotatoria; Adinetida; Adinetidae
Source: the annotation of a GenBank genome assembly